This is a messenger RNA of Hypoxylon fragiforme, 1839 nucleotides long. RefSeq names its product Pkinase-domain-containing protein. Lineage: Eukaryota; Fungi; Ascomycota; Sordariomycetes; Xylariales; Hypoxylaceae. Gene Ontology annotation, molecular function: ATP binding; protein serine/threonine kinase activity. The record is from RefSeq and is a predicted model, not a curated record. The transcript is spliced from 4 exons. Bases 1 to 1839 code for a protein of 612 amino acids. Gene Ontology annotation, cellular component: nucleus; cytoplasm; plasma membrane. Gene Ontology annotation, biological process: protein phosphorylation.
AUGCCUGUCAAGUCGUCCGCCGCUGCUGGCACCAACAGCCACUUCAACCAGAAGCUGAAGAAUUUCUUUCGUAUUAAUAGCUCCAAUACCAAUGGAGAUAAAGAGAAGAGUCUCGAUCAUUCCUUGAAGUCAGAAAACAAAGUCGGCUUUCGUCAAUCUAGGAAGUUUUUCACCAACGUCGGUAGGAUUAGAUCGACUACCAUAGCGAGUGAGGGAAAUCCAUUGGACGAUGCCCUUAGUCCCACCGCGAAUGCGAACCCAUAUUUUGCCCACCAGGGCCAACCUGGCCUUCGUCAUCACAACGAAGGCUCCGUGCCGCCGAGUCCCCCCGAUACCCCAAGUCUAAAAGUUCAUGGUCCCGACGGCGAGAAAGAACAAGCCACGAAUGCCACGAAAGAAGAGUUAGCGAGAAAGUUGAGAAGAGUCGCGAGUGCCCCGAAUGCGCAAGGGCUCUUCAGUCAUGGGAAAGGUAGCGGGGAAAGACCGGCCACCGCAGAACUCGGAAAAGAGCCGCUAAUACAAGGCGAGAAUCUCGCUUCCCUAGGUUUCGUUGAUCCCAAAACCGCCAUUGCCGCAUCUAGAACCCUCACCGUUCCCGAGAAUGAUGGUCUUGGUGCUCUACCUCCACCAAGCCAAACCAACCUCGCUUUCCGCAGGACAUACAGCUCCAACUCGAUUAAAGUGCGCACUGUCGAGGUCAGCCCGGCCAGCUUCGACAAGAUUAAGCUCAUUGGCAAAGGCGAUGUUGGAAAGGUUUACCUCGUCAGAGAGAAGAAGAGCUCCCGGCUCUAUGCUAUGAAGGUCUUGAGCAAGAAGGAGAUGAUUAAGCGCAACAAGAUCAAGAGAGCAUUGGCCGAGCAGGAGAUUCUAGCGACGAGCAACCAUCCUUUCAUUGUGACAUUAUAUCACUCUUUCCAGUCCGAGGACCACCUCUAUUUGUGCAUGGAAUAUUGUAGUGGCGGGGAAUUCUUUCGGGCGUUGCAGACUCGUCCCGGCAAAUGUAUCCCGGAAGAUGACGCCCGGUUCUAUGCUGCGGAGGUUACAGCCGCCUUAGAAUAUUUGCAUCUAAUGGGAUUUAUCUAUCGAGAUCUGAAGCCAGAGAAUAUUCUACUUCAUCAGUCGGGCCACAUCAUGCUUUCCGAUUUCGAUCUCUCAAAGCAGUCAGACCCUGGUGGCAAGCCAACCAUGAUUAUGGGUAAGAACGGUGCUAGCACAUCGUCUCUUCCUACAAUAGAUACAAAAUCGUGUAUCGCCAAUUUCCGAACCAACUCGUUUGUGGGAACCGAAGAGUAUAUCGCCCCAGAAGUUAUUAAGGGCAGCGGGCACACAAGUGCUGUAGACUGGUGGACCCUUGGUAUCUUAAUAUACGAGAUGUUGUACGGCACAACACCGUUCAAGGGCAAGAACCGUAACGCGACGUUCGCUAAUAUUCUCCGCGAGGAGAUCCCAUUCCCGGAACACUCGGGGGCACCGCAAAUCUCAAAUCUCUGCAAGUCGUUAAUACGAAAACUGCUGAUCAAGGACGAGACCAGGAGGUUAGGUGCUAGGGCGGGAGCAUCCGACAUCAAGGCCCAUCCAUUCUUCCGCACGACACAAUGGGCACUUAUUCGACACAUGAAGCCACCCAUCGUCCCACAUGCAGGCCGUGGCAUUGACACGGUCAACUUCAGGAAUGUCAAGGAGAGCGAAAGUGUCGAUAUUACAGGAACGAGGCUCAACAAAGGUGUGCCGUUGGACAGUGGAUUGGCCACACCGGGCAAUGAAGCUGUCGAUCCUUUUGAAGAGUUCAACAGUGUGACAUUACACCACGAAGGUGAUCCUUACGACAGUGAUAGGUAA